AUGGGUCAAGGGAAUUCCUGGCUCGCUAGAAACCAAGUCCCUCCAAGCGUACGGGAUCAACAGCUCGCCAUCACUGGUAUAUCGGAGAACUACGGAGGCAAUAUUUUCCUGCCCUCUAAUCAAUCCGCAAAUGUACCCGAGAACGAAAGCACUUCGCUCUGGUUAACUAAUCUUCCGCCUAAGUGCACUCAUCAGAUGCUCCUAGGCGCUAUCCGCAACUGCGGGAAGAUAUUUGCCGCAGUCAUCAACCCGCCCAGCGAGUCUACUAACCGAUUCAGACAGCGAGCUCCUCAUACAACCUCGGCGUCUAAGCUAGUCUUCUUCGACCGUUCUGGCGUCGACAAUCUUCUCGCUAAGUCAGAGGCAGGCGAAUUUUCAGUUGAAGGCUAUGUUCCUAAGAUUAAGAUGAACCGUAUUAGAUCGGCACCGCGCGACCCAAGCCCGCACUGUCGCGUCCUACACAUCGAAGGCCCUAACUGCAUCGUGAACGAGCGGUUCCUACACGCCUUCUUCCGGUCUAAAUUCAACUAUGAGCUAGAGGCCGUCCUGACAUUGUCUAUUAACAGCUUGUACACUCGUCAGGAGUGGCGCUUUGGAAGCUUUCGUUGCCAAGCCGAGUCUGCGCGCCAGUCGAUUGCGCGAGAGAAGACCCGAACGGACUUGUCUGAGCUCGAUACUCAAAACUGGAGGGAAGUCUAUGUCUACUUUGGCGUCGACCCUUGCGCUCCUCCGCCGGGUUUCUCUCCAUAA
Daldinia childiae is the source of this 750-nucleotide messenger RNA. RefSeq lists its product as uncharacterized. NCBI's taxonomy places the organism in Eukaryota, Fungi, Ascomycota, Sordariomycetes, Xylariales, Hypoxylaceae. The record is from RefSeq and is a predicted model, not a curated record. Gene Ontology annotation, molecular function: nucleic acid binding. Bases 1 to 750 code for a protein of 249 amino acids. The transcript has a single exon.